UAAAAGUUUGUUUUUUAAAAAACGGCAACUUUAAACAUAAUAUUUAGAACUUUUCCACCGAAAGACUGCAUGAUAUUGUGCAAUAGAAUUUUCUGAAAGAUAACAAAUGACUUAAAAGCCUUUGAAAAGUGGAUCAGAUAAUUGAUUUAUCCCAAAAAGUAGGCCAUAAAGAUUUUUCUAUUCCAUCUUGAAGUACUUGAGAGGUGAAAGAGUUGCGGAUCUUGCACCAUGACAGAAUUGCAGUCUGUGAGUCCAACUUACCCAGAAACAGUACGAAACUAUAAGCUUGCAACUCAUCCUGACAAACAAGAAAAUUUCAGCGAAAACGAUGGCAGUGUCUCAGAAAAUAACGUAAGGGAUGAUAUUAAAAAGGGUAGUAAUACUGUAGUACAUGACAAACUAAAGCUUGUCUUUCUGAUAUUUGUAUUACAUGGAAUAGGCAUUUUAAUGCCUUGGAAUAUGUUCAUUACUGCUAAUUCUUACUUCGUCGACUUUAAACUUAAUGUCAAUGAUCCCUCAAUGGAACAAAACAGGAAAAACUUUUUAAUUUAUGUAGGUAUAGCAGCCAAUAUACCUAACGUAUUAUUUAAUGCCUUGAAUAUUUUCGUUCAGUUCGGUAGUAGCACAUUAGGAAUUCGAAUAAUUGGUGCAUUAAUAAUAGAAAUUAUUAUAUUUUUCGUGACAAUAAUUCUCGCUAUGGUUAAUACAACUUCGUGGGUUGGUGUGUUCUUUGGUAUUACAAUGACUUCAGUUGUUAUAAUAAACAUGGCAAAUGGAGUUUACCAAAACAGUGUGUAUGGUCUUGCGGCAAUGUUACCUAUGGAGUACACAAUGGCUGUUAUUUUGGGCACAAACAUCAGUGGCACUUUUACUGCAGCAAUUCUCAUACUUUCCAUAGCAGCAUAUACCCACCCAAGAACCGGAGCCAUUUAUUACUUCUUAACGGCUUUGAUAGUUUUAUUGUUUUGCUUAGAUACUUUUCUGGCCCUGCCUCUUAACAAAUUUUAUCAAUAUUAUGAUAAAUUAUCGAAAAAAUUUCCUGCAGAAAACGUGGAACAAGCGGUGACACUUUCACCAUUUCAGACAUUUCGCAAGAUUUGGCCUCAGUGCUUAAACGUAUUCAUGGUAUUUUUCGUCACACUUACAAUAUUUCCGGCAAUGUGUGCAAAUACAAAAAUUUUCGAUUAUCGUUUUUUUAUAGAUGCGAAAUAUUUCACUGCAAUUACUUGUUUCUUGAGUUUCAAUUUCUUUGCAAUGGUAGGUAGCUUUUUACCAAGUUGCUUUAAAUGGCCUGAACCAAAAUACUUAUGGAUACCAAUUGUGAUACGAUUUCUAUUGAUUCCAUUUUUCAUGCUUUGCAAUUAUAUACCUGAAAGCAGAACCUUACCUGUUUUGAUUAAAAAUGAUUAUGCUUACACUGUUAUGGUUACUGUUCUCGGGUUGAGUAGUGGUUAUUGCAGUAGUCUGGCUAUGAUGUAUACUCCUGGAUAUGUUAGUAAAGAAAAUAAAACAGUUGCUGGAAUGAUAGCAGCUUUUUUCCUUGUCUUCGGUGUAUUUUGUGGAGUAAACUUUACAUUUUUUGUCAGAUGGUUAGUUCAAACUUUGUAACUUGCAUGUUUUUUAUUGUUAUUACUAUGUCACUGACUAAAUUGUUUGAAUGGAAAAGCUUUCAGAAAUAUGCAUAGUUAAAAACGACGAAUAUAAUGUUAUAUGUACUUUAUAUUUUUUAUGUUUCUAAUUAUUCUAACUUUUUAAUUUAACUUUCUAAUUAUUUUUAAGUUUUUCUUGAGUUUCAAUUACCUUGCAAUGGGAGGAAGCUUUUUACUAAGUUGCUUUAAAUGACCUGGACCAAAACACCUAUGAAUACCAAUUGUGGUACGAUUUCUAAUGAUUCCAUUUUUCAUGAUUUGUAAUUAUAUACCUGAAAGCAGAAGUCUACCUGUUUUGAUUAAAAACUAUUAUACUUACACUGUUAUGGUUGUUGUUCUCGGGUUAAGUAGUGGUUAUUGCAGUAGUCUUGCUAUGAUGUAUACUCCUGGAUAUGUUAAUAAAGAAAAUAAAACAGUUGCUAAAAUGAUAGCUGCU
Molecule: messenger RNA, 2085 nt
Organism: Parasteatoda tepidariorum (common house spider)
Lineage: Eukaryota; Metazoa; Arthropoda; Arachnida; Araneae; Theridiidae
Product: equilibrative nucleoside transporter 2-like
Biological process (GO): nucleoside transmembrane transport
Cellular component (GO): plasma membrane
Molecular function (GO): nucleoside transmembrane transporter activity
Source: RefSeq, a predicted model, not a curated record